Molecule: messenger RNA, 984 nt
Organism: Alternaria alternata
Lineage: Eukaryota; Fungi; Ascomycota; Dothideomycetes; Pleosporales; Pleosporaceae
Product: NAD(P)-binding protein
Exons: 6
Coding region: 1-984 (327 amino acids)
Source: RefSeq, a predicted model, not a curated record
AUGGAUCCACCAAAGUUCCUGGUCCUGGGUGCCGCGGGGUAUAUCGGAGGUACUGUCCUUACCGACCUAUUGAAGCAAUAUACGGCUUCCUCCAUCACAGUGUUAGUCCGCAAACCCGAGCAGGAACAGCUUUUCACGACACUCGGAGUCAAUGUGGUCUCUGGUGAUGUUGCGGACGCUGCAAAGCUGAAGUCGCUUGCGUCAGAACAUGACGUGGUGCUGAACUUCGCUGUCGCAUUCGGAGGCGACGAGACUAGCAUCCAGGCCUUGGUCGAUGGCCUAGAAGAGCGAGCGCGCGAGACUCAGUCCAAGCCAGUCCUUCUACACACAGGCGGGUCAGGUACCGUUAUGUAUGGUUCAGGAGGUGAAGCUGGAGCCGAUGUGUGGACGGACGAGCAAUACGACCGCUGGUCUUCUCUCCCAGACACCGCCUUCUUCUACGGCGGCUACAAAAUUGUCGCUGCCGCCGCUCUUCGAGGAACGAUUUCGGCGUAUAUCGUCCUCAGCCCUACCGUAUACGGUCGCGGUACAGGUCCUGGUAACAAGCUUUCCCUGCAGCUGCCUGCGUACACCCGGUACGCAAAGCAGCACGGCCAAGCUGCAUACAUCGGCAAAGGCGAGAAUAUCUGGGGUAAUGUGCAUGUCGAAGACCUUUCUCAGCUCACCGUGGCUGUUGCGGAAUUCGCUCUCAGGAACCCGGAUAAGACUACAGCAUCUGCCAGCUCGAAAGGAUGGGAGAACCUAAUCUAUUCUGGUGUGGAUACUCACACCUGGGGACCGAUCACAAAAGUGCUCGGCGAUCUGCUCUUCGCCCGUGGCGAGACGAGUAAGCCAUCGGCCAUAGAGAUUGCCGAGGGCGAAGGAAUCUUGUACAUGUUUGGCGGCAACUCAUUCUUGGCCCCAAGCAAGAAAUCAAAGGCGCUCGGCUUCCGACCUAAGCAAAAAGAUCUUGUGAGUUCGAUGAGAGACGCUCUACCAGCAUAA